Oncorhynchus masou masou (cherry salmon) is the source of this 3225-nucleotide messenger RNA. Its product is annotated as 6-phosphofructo-2-kinase/fructose-2,6-bisphosphatase 4-like. The coding region runs from base 73 to 1506 and encodes 477 amino acids. The transcript is spliced from 14 exons. Lineage: Eukaryota; Metazoa; Chordata; Actinopteri; Salmoniformes; Salmonidae. Gene Ontology annotation, molecular function: 6-phosphofructo-2-kinase activity; ATP binding; fructose-2,6-bisphosphate 2-phosphatase activity. The record is from RefSeq and is a predicted model, not a curated record. Gene Ontology annotation, cellular component: cytosol. Gene Ontology annotation, biological process: fructose 2,6-bisphosphate metabolic process; fructose metabolic process.
UUGCUCAAACUAGCUGUCAUUAAGUAGAAUAUCGCUUCUGUCGCUUAAAACGGGACAGGUGCAGCGACCAGGAUGACUUCCAACGAAUACAAUAUAAUGGCUACAUCACCCCGUGAGCUUACUCAGAACCCGCUGAAGAAAAUAUGGAUGCCAUGGAAAAACGGGCUCUUUGUACACAUUUUACAAAGAAGGGUAUGUAUGACCAACUGUCCCACCCUCAUUGUGACGGUGGGCCUCCCAGCAAGAGGGAAGACCUACAUCUCCAAGAAGCUGACCCGCUAUCUCAACUGGAUUGGUGUGCCAACCAAAGAGUUCAACGUGGGUCAGUACAGGAGGGAGUGUGUGAAGAUUUACAAGUCUUUUGAGUUUUUCCAUCCAGACAAUGAAGAGGGGCUGCAGAUCAGGAGGCAGUGUGCACUGACGGCGCUGAAUGAUGUGUGCCAGUACCUGACUGUGGAGGGAGGCCAGGUGGCGGUGUUUGAUGCCACUAACACCACCAGGGAGAGGAGAUGGACCAUCACCAGGUUUGCAGAGCAGAAUGGCUUUAAGGUGUUCUUUGUGGAGUCUGUGUGUGAAGACCCUGAUGUCAUUGCAGAGAACAUAGCGCAAGUGAAGCUGGGUAGUCCUGACUACAUAGACUGUAAUACAGAGGAGGUCAUCGAGGACUUCAUGAAGAGAAUCAAGUGCUACGAGAACUCUUACCAGCCACUGGAUGAGGUUCUAGACAGGGAUCUGUCCUACAUUAAGAUCAUGGACGUGGGCCGGAGAUACCUGGUGAACAGGGUGCUGGACCACAUCCAGAGCCGCAUUGUCUACUACCUAAUGAAUAUCCACAUCACACCACGCUCCAUCUACCUGUGUCGCCAUGGAGAGAGUGACCUCAACGUCAAAGGACGCAUCGGAGGAGACUCGGGCCUGUCUGGCAGGGGCAAGGAGUUUGCAAAGUGUCUGGGGAAGUUUAUCCAGGAGCAAAACAUUAAGAAUCUGAAGGUGUGGACCAGUCAGAUGAAGAGAACCAUUCAGACAGCCGAGGCCGUGGCUGUCCCCUAUGAGCAGUGGAAGGCUCUCAACGAGAUCAAUGCUGGUGUGUGUGAAGAGCUGACGUAUGAGGAGAUCCAGGUACAUUUCCCUGUGGAGUUUUCACUGAGAGACCAGGACAAAUACCGCUACCGCUACCCUAAAGGAGAGUCCUAUGAGGACCUGGUGCAGCGGUUGGAGCCAGUCAUCAUGGAGCUGGAGAGGCAGGAGAAUGUCCUGGUCAUCUGUCACCAGGCUGUUAUGCGCUGCCUGCUCGCUUACUUCCUGGAUAAGAGUGCAGAGGAGCUACCUUACCUGAAGUGCCCUUUGCACACUGUAUUGAAGCUGACCCCUGUGGCGUAUGGAUGUAAAGUAGAGUCUGUCUGGUUGAAUGUGGAAGCUGUGAACACCCAUAGGGACAGGCCAGAGAAUGUAGACAUUUCACGGAUGCCGGAAGAAGCCCUGUUCACAGUCCCCGCCCACCAGUGAUGAGUGACGGUGCACAAAGUUUAGAUUCAAUCAGUUCUUCCUUCACCUGCGAUAACUGACAACUGUAUAGCAGUUUCAUUGCUUUUAUUCAUGGAAUGUCGUAGGUGUAACGGCGUUAGAGCUGUCAAAUCAGGAAGCGACUCUCGGCGUGAUACCAAUCAAUGCAAAUUGCUAUUUAAAAAAAUCCUUGCAGCGGGAUUUGAAAAGAGUGCAUCCGAAUCUUUCAUUUGACAUAUUUCUAUCUAAAGUGGCAAUCAGCAGAGGAAACAAUAACGAAGAGUGAUCCCCGGUUUCGGUAAAAAGCUGAGGGAUGGGCUGGAGAAAUGUAACUAUUCUCAAAUUGGGAUUACCAUCCAUGAUAUCAACAUUGAGUUUUAACCAUGUUUUGAGGCUAUAUAGUGUUUGUUUACAUUUACUUUGGUUACAAACAUUGGAGUAAAAGCUUAGAUUUUGGGUUCUGAUGGAGGCAUUUAUACAUUUUAUUCUUCAAGAAUCAUUAAUUUAUAAGUCCAAAAAUGUAAUUAGCAACUGCUGAUUUCCCCUUUUUUAAGGUUCUUUAAAAAAAAAACAUACUUGUUUAAUCUUGGUUCUUCACCUGAUCUGUGUCUUUCCUUCUGUGCAAAAUUGGCUGUGUUUAGACAGGCAUCCCAAUCCUGAUCUUUUUUCCACAAAUUGGUCUUUUGACCAAUCAUAUCAGAUAUUUCUCAGAGCUGAUCUGAUUGAUCAAAAACAAUUUUGUGAAAAAAAUGUCAGAAUUCGGCUGCCUGUCAAAACGUCUAGAGAACUGGAAUCCAGUUCAAUGGUGAUUCACCCCACUAUCGGGGUAUGUGUGAGUGUGUUUUGUAUGUGUGUGAGUGUAUUAUGAACAAUGUAAGGACAAUCUGAUGUGAAACCUUUUUUAUAUACAAGACAUAUGGCUUUUAAUCAAAUUGUAAAGUGUCUUGACACUGGCUGCGUUUACACAGGCAGCCCAGUUCUGAACUUUGUCCACUAAUUGGCCUUUUAACCAAUCAGAUCAACUCUUUUGCCAAUCAUUUGGUAAAGAUCAGAAUUGGCAGCCUGUGGAAGCUAAAUGUAAUACUCCUUGUUCUUAGUAUUUUAGUUUUUGUCCAACCAUUUGUCUGUUAACAAGUGUUUUUUUAAAGCUGUUUUUUAUUUUGUGAAUUUCCUAUAAAACCAACUACUGCUUUUAACCGCUGCAGAAGAUGUGAUAUUUGGAAUCGGACUCUAGGUGGGGACAUAAAUUGUAGGUAAUAUUAUUUUUUUUUUAAAUAUAUAUAUGUCUGGUAUAAAAUCAGACACAUAAAGGUGGUUUUGCACAUCUAUUUUUUUCAAUCAAGGUCCUCGUCAUCUAGUUCAAAUCUAAACUGAUUGACUUUUUUUUCAUGUUGCAUCAGUGAUCUGCUAUAUCUAGAAUGUGUUUGGCUCUAUUGCUCAAUGUCUAAAAUGCUGCUGUAGUUUAGCAUCUGUAGUGUCAUGACAAAUCAAUUGAAAUGACUACUAAUAUCUGUGUAAACACAAGUAAUGAUCACCAUAAUAAUCAGUUGUCAGUAAUGCUGUGAAUGUCAAUAAAUCGCUCACUGGUUGUUUAUCGUUUUCAGCAGGUUCACCAUGUCUUGUUUGUUCAUUUUUGACUUGUUUGUCAACGUGCCAAGAAUAUGAUGCAUUCAAUGUAAAUAUCUACAUCAUCCAAAUGGAAUAAAUAUUUUUUUUGUUAAA